This is a messenger RNA of Aegilops tauschii subsp. strangulata, 1443 nucleotides long. RefSeq names its product UDP-glycosyltransferase 72B1-like. Lineage: Eukaryota; Viridiplantae; Streptophyta; Magnoliopsida; Poales; Poaceae. The record is from RefSeq and is a predicted model, not a curated record.
GCUUAUAACCGGGGUGAUAGUCCGUGGGACACACAGCUUACCAUGUUUGAGCACAUUCCUUCACAAGAUUCCUUCCCGUCGGUGCUAAGUGCGGCACCGGCAUCAUAGGUGCAGAACCUUCCCGCCGGACUGUCGUGCAUUAGGUAUUUAACCAUCGCACCACGCUUUCAUACAUAUAUUUGGGUCAUAUGUAGGUGGGUGUGCUCUUCCUACCCUCCCUCGUGUGGUUUUAGAAAAUUGAGGGCAUCGAAAAUAAAUCCAUGAAAACUAGUCGGUAGGAGAUGAGUGAGAAGGAAGUGAAAGAAAUAAUAAUCAACUAGUAAACAUAAAUGCAAUGGAAAUCAUUUUAAAAGCAUCUUUGCAUUAAAAUAUAGACUUGCAAAACUAUGCAAAAACUUAAGCCAAGUGCAUUCAUAGGGCACAUGGCUUAUAUGCCAAGCCGAGUGUUUCCACAUGGCGCACGGCUUAUAUGCCAUGUAAGCCGAGUUUUUUUGUAGAUGGCGUGUACAUCAUGUAAACCGAGGACUUCUUAGGACCAGAGCUCGCGAGGACCACCACUUGCGAGUGCCGCGACCUCCCGGAGCCCGUGCUGCUCGCGGGGUGCGUGCCGCUACACGACGCCGAUCUCCUCGAGCCCCUCCAGAACCGUUCUGACCCCGUGUACCAGCUCAUGAUCGACCUCGGGCGCAACUACCUCCUCGCGGAAGGUUUCAUCGUCAACACCAUGGACGCGUUGGAGCACGAGACGCUGGUGGCAUACAAAGAGCUUUCUAACAAGGGCGUGUACCCACCGGCAUACGCUGUGGGUCCAUUCACCCGGCGGUGGUGCCCCGACUCCGAUGAGGUCAAUCACAGCUGCUUACGGUGGCUGGACAACCAGCCGGACGGCUCGGUCUUGUACGUGUCCUUCGGCAGCGGCGGCACGCUGUCCACGGCGCAGACGGCCGAGCAGAGGAUGAACGCGGUGAUGCUGUCGUCGGAUCGGGUGGGCCUGGCGUUAUGGGAGAGGCCUCCCCUCGGUAAGGACGGAGUGGUUGUCCCUCGGGAGGAGGUGGCGGCGCUGGUCAGAGAGCUUAUGGAAGGGGAGAAGGGCGCCGCGGCGCGGAAAAAGGCUGGUCACCUCCGGGAUGAGGCCGAGAUUGCUUCGGCGCCGGGUGGGCCUCAGGAUCGAGCUCUCGCGGUAGUGGCUGGCAUGGUUUCCUUGCAUCGGAAGAGCCGCGCUGUGUAAAGAGGAGGCUCACUAAAAGAACUGAAUAAGAGGCAUGGUGGCUGAAGUUUUAUUCUUGAUUUAUGUUUGUAUCGACUGCUAUGUGUAUACAUUUAAAUAUAGAAUUCGAAAAUCCAUAUCUACACCCGAGCUCAUCUGCACCCGUGCUGACGAAAAAGAUCAAGACAAAUACUAUAAAAAUUCAAAAAAUUCCAAUUUUUUUGUGUGGUAGACAA